UGCAUUUAUACAUAUUCAUUCAUCUUUCUUCAUUAAACACUAUUAAGCAACGUAUCAUAUCUACAUAUAUUAGUUUAAUAGUUAAAAAUGACAUGUUCGUGGGUCUUGUAAGAUGGCGACGGGACUUCCAGUUCUUCCUCAAGGGGAAAUGGCGAGGGGAAGUCACUGAGAAAAGCGCCGAAAACUUGAGCAUUUUACCCACGAAGAAAAGGAAUUAUUGUCAAAGUGGUGUUUGUGCGCCAUCUGCUGGUGACUUUACAAACAUCAAGUUCAUCUAAAGGUGUAGCAGUAGUGUUUGGUUGGACGGCCAUUGGAAGAGGUUUGUUCCUUCUUGGUCGUGUUUUAUUUUUUUUUUAUAUGCUCUAGUUUUAGGGGUUUGGUUGAUAUUUUGCAGUUUAUAAUCGGAGCAAAUCAAGAACAAACCGGGAUUGAACACUCCGCUCAGCCUUUCGUGUUGUUUGGAGUUUCCACCAUGGCUGAGCAUCUAUCUCAAAGUGAACUAGACUACCCUUUCAAAUUACUGGAGUACUUCAAUGGCUUCAGAGUUUCCAAGGUGAUCUUUUCAGCAUGUGAGCAGGGUGUGUUCGACUUGCUUCUGCAAUCCCAGAAGCCCCUGAGUGCAGCUGAGGUAGCACGAGAACUCGGCACCAGUGAGGAUGGCAUGGAGCGGCUCCUCGAUGCGCUUGUGGGUGUUGAGGUCUUGGAGGUGGAGCUAACACAGGGCACAGCCUAUUACAGCAGUACUGAUGUUGCUAAUCUGUAUCUGGCCAAGGACAGCCCUAAAUCUUUAUAUGACAUGAUCAUCUACCAGUCCCAGACCAUCUACCCUCUCUGGAACAACUUGGGAGAUGCGGUCAGGGAAGGAAAGAACCAAAAUGAAAAAACCUUUGGUCUCUCAUCGGAAGACAUCUUCUCAGCUAUAUACAGGUCAGAGGAAGAGUUGUUAAAGUUUAUGGGUUUGAUGAACUCAUCAUGGGUCAUUGACGGCCAUGACGUAGUAAAUGCUUUUGACCUGUCCAGAUUUAAGUCCAUAGUGGAUGUUGGAGGUUGUUCAGGUGCCUUGGCCCGUGAAUUAGCUAAGGCCUACCCUGCUUCCACAUUGACUGUCCUGGACUUGCCAGAAGUCAUCCAAACAGCCCAGAAGCACUUCUCUCAAAGUGAUGACACCAUCAAGUUUCUUGAAGGGGACUUUUUUAAGGAAGACCUCCCUGCUGCUGAUCUGUAUGUCCUAGCAAGGAUCAUCCAUGACUGGAAGGAGGAGAAAAGUCUGACGCUGCUGAGGAAGAUUCACGCAGCCUGUAAUUCAGGUGGAGGUGUUCUGCUGGUAGAGGCUAUGUUGUUGGAGAACCACAGAGGCCCCAUCAUGGCUCAGCUCUUCUCCCUGAACAUGCUGGUUCAGACGGAGGGGAAGGAGCAGCCACCCUCUCACUACACACGCCUGCUCACGGCGGCUGGCUUCACUGACGUGGGGGUGUGCAGGACGGGCAAAUCCUACGACACCAUCCUCGCUCUCAAAUAACUACACAUGUACCCCCUGUAUCAAUGCAGUAUAACGUUUCCUCUGUUGUAUGAAGUUACUGCGAACCAGGAUUGCAGAGAGGAAACCCUGUAUUUGGAAACUUUUUAAAAUGCUUAAUUCCUCGUAGAGAGAUUGUUUUCAAAUUUCACAUCAUCUAUAAUUCUGUAUCCAGGCUUUUUUGUAAGGAUAAAAGUGUAGUUAGUAGUUUCUUGGACAUAAAAACAAUAGGAACAAUUUAUUAUGCCACACAUAUUUAAUUUAAUGGUCUAUUUAGGAUUAUUUUAGUUGAAGAAGUCAAACUUAUAGGGAUGGACUGAAGAAUGGAGGAAAAGCUUUGACAAAAACAUGUAUUACACUGCAAAAAAAAAAUGCAAGACACACUUAAAUCUAGUCUCUUUAGUGUACUAAAAUCAAGAAAAAUAAAAUAAAAAUCUGCCAAUGGGGUAAGCAAAACUGACUUGGUAAGAAUUCUUGAAAAUACCAUAAAUAUUUAGUCACUAAAAAUGCUAUUGGAUCUUAAAACCAGACAAAAAUGCCAACAUUUAAGCAAGUUGUGCUUUUUUUUUAUUUUUUUUUAUUUUUUUACAAACAAUUAAAACUCAACUAUUCAAGAUAGUCUUACUUAAAAUGAACAUUUUCGUCUUUUGAUUGAGCUGACUUUAAGAAUCUAUCCCUUAAUCUGAGAUUAAAAAUUAGAAGAAAAAAAAAAGCUUACAAUAAGACACAAUUUCUUCCAAACAGCAUAAUAAAAACAACAGACACAAGACAAAAACAUGUGGACUGUGAGAUCGGCUGUAGCACACAUGACAACACAACAACAAGAAAAGCUUGACAAUUGGGUGCUGAAAUAUUAGAACUUCUAUAAGGAUGCUUAUUAGGGGUUACACAGAACAGGUGUGAGUGAUCAGUGGGACAUGUGACAUGCUGGGGCUGAUGGGUAAUGUAGUUCAGUGUGGAUUUCAGCAUAACCAUGACACACAGCUGCUUCGUUGGACAAUUGAAGCAUGCAAUUGAUCUUAGUCUUAAAAUAAGGAAAACCAUCAUGUUCCUCUGCCGGGAUAUGAUGCAAACCAUUGUUGUAGCUUGUUACUGGUUAAAUCUAGCUCAAUAUUAGCUGGAAUAUCGUAUUAAGACAAAGUUAGAUCAAUUUUCUUAAAAUUAUAUAGAUUUUUAUUUAUUUAUGUUGCAUUAUGUUUUGCAUUAGAUACUUUUCUAAUGCAAAACAUGCUUGAAAAGAUUAUUUUUCUUUUUACACAUAAAAUAAGACUCAUUUCCCCAAAACCAAAGCUUUUUUACUUUCUUGAAAUUUCUUUUUUGCAGUGUACAUGCGUAGACAAUCAUUGACGGAAUUCAACACCAGCCCUUAAAUGAGUUUGGAGUAAUCUCCAAAAUGUUCAUGGUAAUUGCACACACACACACACACACACACACACACACACACACACACACACACACACACACACACACACACACUAGAGAUGCAGUAGAUAGAGAUUACGAGAUUAAACACUGAAGUUUUUAGCUUUAAGUUCCACAUUUCCAGCCUGAAGUCCUGCACUUCCUUUAUCAAAAUAUGAUCAGUAUUACCGUAGUGACUGGAAUUAUAUCUGUAUUUCCUUCAGGUCUCUGUUUACCUCACAUAACUGCUGUUUGGACCCUAACUGUGAAAAAAAGCUGUGAUGUAUAUAAUAUUUUUUUGUAUUAAAUGCACUAGACUGGUGGGUGUACUGUAUGUUAAGAAAUAAUUACUCCUUUUACACUUAUAUGUAGUGAUUAUUGAUCAGUAUUACAGCAUGAUUCUGUGUGUGUGUGUGUUUGCAUUUUGCAGAAAUACAGUAUUUGAGAAUUAAUAAUAUUUGUCUUUAAUUAAUGUCAACAGACAACAUUUGUGUUCUCUCAUAUUGGCUGUCCCACAUGUCAGAUAAAACCACAUUUGUUUUGUAAACAGUUAA
Ictalurus furcatus (blue catfish) is the source of this 3471-nucleotide messenger RNA. It is a transcript of the gene asmt2, whose product is annotated as acetylserotonin O-methyltransferase 2. NCBI's taxonomy places the organism in Eukaryota, Metazoa, Chordata, Actinopteri, Siluriformes, Ictaluridae. The transcript has 9 exons. Bases 473 to 1519 code for a protein of 348 amino acids. The record is from RefSeq and is a predicted model, not a curated record. Gene Ontology annotation, molecular function: O-methyltransferase activity.